Aspergillus pseudoviridinutans is the source of this 558-nucleotide messenger RNA. Its product is annotated as putative short-chain dehydrogenase/reductase family protein. The transcript has 2 exons. The coding region runs from base 1 to 558 and encodes 185 amino acids. The record is from RefSeq and is a predicted model, not a curated record. NCBI's taxonomy places the organism in Eukaryota, Fungi, Ascomycota, Eurotiomycetes, Eurotiales, Aspergillaceae.
AUGCAGAGCAGCACUUUUAAUCGGCAUAACAAGGGUCACGAAUUGGUGUUCCAGGCCGAUUCCAUCUCUACUGUCCUUCUAUGUAUGCUGCUUGCAUCCGUAUUGAAGGACAUGAAUCAUGCCGGAAUAGCCAUUAAACCGCCAGUUCUUACCAUCAUCGGGUCCGACACUAUGUACCUCAGCAAGUUUCAAUCCGCAGGGCCUGUCUUUCCCCGUAUGGACGACUCGACGGUAUACGAGAGAAUGAAGCAGUACAUGGUUUCAAAACUGCUGCUGAUACUAUUCGUUCGCCAACUGGCUCAGCAGAUCAGCCCCGGCGAUGUUGCUAUAAACGCGCUCGGACGUAAGGUGCGGUCUGGCGCAAGCGUCUAUAUCCAUACACUUUUGGGUGAGGGCAAGAGAGGUCAUGGUAGCUUCAUCAGUGACUGGACUAUCAAGCCGUACGGGCGGUUGCUGUAUACCAAGGAGGGUCAGGACCUGAGCGAGCGUCUGUGGCAGGAGACAAUGGAGGAGCUUAGAUUUACGUCGGAGAAGGGUAUCAAGCGGCUGUUUGCCUAG